Physcomitrium patens is the source of this 3056-nucleotide messenger RNA. RefSeq lists its product as uncharacterized. Lineage: Eukaryota; Viridiplantae; Streptophyta; Bryopsida; Funariales; Funariaceae. The record is from RefSeq and is a predicted model, not a curated record. Gene Ontology annotation, molecular function: protein binding. Gene Ontology annotation, cellular component: post-mRNA release spliceosomal complex; Prp19 complex; precatalytic spliceosome. Gene Ontology annotation, biological process: spliceosomal complex assembly; mRNA splicing, via spliceosome.
UUCUUUCAUUCGUUUGUUUGUUCGUUGGUGUUGGAAUGGGGCUUGUCCUCGCUCGUCUCUCUCCCUAUCUCCCUUCCUCUCGCAAUUUUCACCCUCCCACUCUCUGUGUAUCUGUGUCAGUGUCCCUUCUGCCCGGAUUGCCUGCUCUUCAUCGAUUUUUAUGCCGACAUGACAAUAUGUGAUUCUAUCUCCUUCUCUCUCUUAGUUUCUUUCUUAGGGUUCCUCUAGGGGUUUUGUGCAUUUGUGGAACUAGACACAGUUUAUAUACAUACAUAUAUAUUCCUCCCCCCCCCUCUCCCCCGUUGAGUGGGAUUAGGGUUUUGUGUCCGUCGUCAUGGAGCUCACGCAGUACAAUGAGCCUCCUAGUAACAAGGACGCUGAUCCGGCUCUGGGGUUUCUCACUCGGAAGGAGACGGAGGUGAAGCUGCCUCGUCCCACGCGAGUGAAGAAUAAAACCCCUGCCCCUUUGCAAAUCACUGCUGAGCAGAUUUUGCGUGAGGCCAGAGAGAGACAAGAAGCUGAAAUCCGACCCCCUAAGCAGAAAAUCACUGAUGCGGAGGAGCUCGCAGAGUAUCGACUGCGGAAGCGGAAAGAAUACGAAGACCUAAUUCGGAGAGUGAGAUGGAACACUAGUGUUUGGGUUAAGUAUGCGCAAUGGGAGGAGAGUCAGAAGGAUUUUCCUCGCGCAAGGUCAAUUUGGGAACGGGCCUUAGAAGUGGAUUAUACCAACGCCACACUAUGGCUCAAGUACACGGAGAUGGAAAUGAAGAACAAAUUUGUCAACCAUGCCAGAAAUGUAUGGGAUCGCGCUGUGUCUUUACUUCCUCGAAUCGAUCAGCUUUGGUACAAAUAUAUUCACAUGGAGGAGAUGUUAGGAAAUAUAGCUGGAGCUCGGCAAGUAUUUGAGAGGUGGAUGACAUGGGAGCCCGAUCAUCAUGGUUGGGCUGCUUACAUCAAGUUCGAGCUUAGAUAUGGUGAAAUCGAGAGGGCGAGGUCGAUUUAUGAUAGGUACGUGGAAUGCCAUCCUGGUGAUAAAGCUUGGAUUCGUUAUGCAAAAUUUGAAGUGAAGAAUGGAGACAUUUCUAGAGCAAGGCAAUGCUACGAGCGUGCCAUGGAGCAGUUGGGUGAAGAUGGGCAGACUGAGGAACUUUUUGUGGCUUUUGCUCAAUUCGAAGAGAGAUGCAAAGAGCCGGAGCGUGCGAGAGUGAUUUACAAGUAUGCCUUAGAUCACAUUCCGAAGGGAAAGGCUGAGACCCUGUAUCAGAAGUUUGUCCAAUUCGAAAAGCAAUAUGGUGAUAGAGAAGGUAUUGAGAAUGUAGUUGUGGGGAAAAAACGAUUUCAAUAUGAAGAGGAGGUGAAGAAAAACCCAUUGAACUAUGACUCGUGGUUCGACUAUGCUCGUCUGGAGGAAAGUGUCGGGGAUAAGGAAAAGGUUCGGGAGGUUUACGAGAGAGCUAUUGCUAACAUACCCCCUGCAGAGCAAAAGCGAUACUGGCAACGUUACAUUUAUCUUUGGAUUAACUAUGCUCUUUAUGAGGAGCUGGAGGCCGAAGAUUAUGACAGGACUCGGGAUGUUUUCAAGGCGUGCUUGAGCAUCAUUCCGCAUUCAAAGUUCACGUUUUCAAAGAUAUGGAUUAUGGCAGCUCAAUUUGAGAUUCGGCAGAAAGAUCUUAAAGCUGCACGAACUAUUUUGGGUAAUGCUAUUGGGAGGGCUCCAAAAGACAAGAUUUUCAAGACAUACAUCGAAAUUGAAUUGCAGCUCGGCAACAUUAACCGUUGUCGAACUCUUUAUGAGAAAUAUCUGGAGUGGUCACCUGCUAAUUGUUAUGCAUGGAGUAAAUAUGCCGAGCUGGAGAGGUCUUUAGGAGAGACUGAAAGGGGGCGCUCAAUCUUUGAAAUUGCUAUUGCACAACCACUUCUUGACAUGCCUGAGUUGUUAUGGAAGGGCUACAUUGAAUUUGAGAUUUCUGAGGGGGAGCAUGACCGCACACGACAGCUCUAUGAGAGGCUCUUGGAUCGGACAAAGCACUUGAAAGUUUGGGUUAGUUAUGCCAAAUUUGAGGCAGCAGUGCAGCUGGAGGAGGAGGCUCGUGCGGAUGAAGAAGGCCGGGAACCUGAUAUGGCCAAGGCUGCUGAACAAGCUGAAGAGCGAGCUCGAAGAACAAGAAGUGUUUUUGAAAGGGCAUACGACAGCCUUCGAACAAUAGCUCCCGAACAAAAAGAAGAGAGAGCCAUGUUGCUAGAAGAAUGGAAGGAAACAGAACGCAACUUUGGAGAGUUUGGAGAUGUUGCAGCUGUUCAAAAGAAAUUGCCACGGAAAGUGAAACGAAAGCGUCCAGUAACUUCAGAGGAUGGGACGGCUGCUGGUUUCGAGGAGUAUACCGAUUUUAUCUUUCCGGAGGAAACUGGCAUGGCUCCAAAUCUUAAAAUAUUGGACGCUGCAUAUAAAUGGAAACGGCAAAAAGUAGAUUCAGAUGAUGAAGCUUAGCAUCCAAUUCAUUGAGGAUUUUUGAAGAGUAGGUUGCCAGGUUCUUGAAGUUGAACAUCUGGCAAUUAUACACCCGGAGGAAGAUUUAUGUAUACUUGUAGCAUCACAACGUUUCUACCAGAGAAGUUGAUGUUGAAGCUGCAAUCUUCCCUGGAGGCAGAACUUGUAAUUGUGUUAUUACCUCUCGAUGUUCCAACGUAUACUUGUACUAUUCCUUGUAAGACUGCACUCCGUGGUGGAGGUCGGAAUGUAGUUACUAGGUAGUGCUUUUGGGAUUCUCUGGACAAGUUUUUUACUGAGUUGCUAUGUUAAGUUAUUCCCAGAUCAAUGCUUUGUAGGGAUUUAUUAUGGGCUGAUGAGAAUCUACUCGAGUUUUGAGCUCCAAUUGAAAGGCUGUCUUCCAUCAUCCCAUAGAUCUCAGUAUGACGAAUCAUUACACCGGGGUUCAGAGCAAUGAUUCAGGACAGACAAAAUAGACCCAAUCAUAGUGCAUGAGUGGAGCAAAAACUCAAAGUAGGGAUUGUGAUGCAGGGUUUUACUGUUAUUAAGGUUCUCUUCUUCACCCCGA